Molecule: messenger RNA, 1529 nt
Organism: Geodia barretti
Lineage: Eukaryota; Metazoa; Porifera; Demospongiae; Tetractinellida; Geodiidae
Source: the annotation of a GenBank genome assembly
UUCAUCCCGUGACUUACACCAAACCUACAAUUUCCUUCUGCUCCAUCUUUCCACUGGUUGUUCUACAUAGCUCUCCAGGACAUUGGGUCAUGUAUAGCUCUAUCAAGACUGAGAGUCUAUCGUGAAAAUUGCAAGUCAUUUCAGACUGGACUGGUCCGCUAUCCUGAUGCUCCUGCUCCGAUGUCUGGCUCAGCAAAUAUUGAUAUCAGUUGUGUUGUGAAUGCAGUGGUCUCUGGAAGCUCAAGAGUCACAUGUGGCAGUGAUGGAACAUGGGGUCGGGGUCCUGAGACCCCUGUGUGUCAGUGUAAAUGCGGCUAUGAAACAAAUAGGGAGGCUACAAGGUGCCAUGCCUGUCCAGCUGAUCACUGGUCAGCCGGUACAGUGUGCCUGCAGUGUCCUGCCAAUACUACAACAACCCAGGGAGCUGCUUGUUCCUGUCCCUGUAAAGUUGGCUACUUCAGAAACAAUGAAACUUCACCAGAAAAGAGAAAAUAUGAAAACCCUGUUGAUGAAGAUUUCACCUACGGAUGCACAAAACCGCCUAGUGCUCCAAGUGAUGUUACUGUCACAACUAACACGAGUAUACACUGUCGAAUGGUCAGCACCACAGACCUUGGUGGGAGGACAGCAGAUCUCUACUAUCAGGUGGAAAUCAAGUGACCCAGACAACCUGGGGUCAUACAUUGGGACCGUGUAUGUCCCUGGGUUCACGGAAAUGCGCAUUUUCACUGGCCUCAGACCAUGUACAGACUACUGUGUUAGAGUGACGGCUGAGAAUGGAGUCAGCGACCAGACCCCACUAGUAAGACAGCAGGACUAGAGACACAAUGCAUCAGAACAAGGAAGGAUGGUUUGGACCUGUCAAAGACCUUCAGUGUUUUGAGCAGGUGGUAGUGUGGGAGCGGCCGGAGACGCCAAGCGAUUGUGAGCUGGACAAGUAUCAGUGAUCGUCAGGAAGAACGACUGGAAUGAAAGAUUUGAUAGGAGCAGUCCUCUCCGUAUUGGAAAUACCCCAGAGUUACGUGGAGUAUCUGGUACCACCCUGUUUAUGGAGGUGGUGGCGGUUAAUGAAGCUGGUCCCGUAGAUGAGUAUCUGUAAAAUUAGAGCAGGACAUGAUGAAACGGCGAAACUCAGUGUACAAUUUUCGGCUGUAAUGAGUGUCCAGAGCAUACGAUGACAACGGAGCUUGUCCGCUAUCCAAAGACUACAGUUGGUGAAGGAGGAGAAUGUGUCAAUGUGACUGCAGCCUGUGUGGAGAACGCGGUACCACUCAGCCCCAGUCUGGAGGUGACAUGCUGCUCUGGAGGUGUCUGGCUGGUUAAUAAGGAGCUUCGGUGCAAAUGUAUUGACAACUACAAACCCACUGAUGCUGGGACUUGCAUAGGUAAGUCACUUUCUACCUAGUAGUGUAAAUAUAAUUAUAUAUUCAAGAAAAGGUUACUUAUUCAACUGGUGCCUACCUCAGUCACUGAUCAACUGGUGCCUACCCCAGUCACUGGUCAACUGGUGCCUACCCCAGUUCCUGGAG